Opisthorchis viverrini is the source of this 1979-nucleotide messenger RNA. RefSeq lists its product as hypothetical. The record is from RefSeq and is a predicted model, not a curated record. Lineage: Eukaryota; Metazoa; Platyhelminthes; Trematoda; Opisthorchiida; Opisthorchiidae. Gene Ontology annotation, cellular component: nucleus; cytoplasm. Gene Ontology annotation, biological process: protein phosphorylation; intracellular signal transduction. Bases 195 to 1376 code for a protein of 393 amino acids. Gene Ontology annotation, molecular function: MAP kinase activity; ATP binding. The transcript is spliced from 11 exons.
AUGCAAAUUCUCGCGCUGCUGAGCAUACUGCUUCGCACUGCGAACAUAAAGAGCAAUGCUACACCCUUUUUUCACUUGUGCCUUUCAGGUGAACGACAGCCACUGACCGACAAGAACAAAACCGACCCGGGAAACUUGGGCAAAAGCCUCGAUCCUGCUCCCUUGUUAAAGUCAUCCUUUUGUGACAACUGAUUAUGGGAACCGAUCAAUUCACCUCUCCUUCGGGAGGGGAUGGAAUGCUUCAUGCUGCGCAGCAUGCGCAACAUACAGUGCACACACCGGAUGCGCCCACAAAAGCCGAUUUUUUCACAGUCGAACUCAAUCAUUCUCAAUGGGUCGUUCCUACACGAUAUUCUGACCUCCAGGCAAUUGGAUCGGGAGCCUACGGUUCUGUUUGCUCCGCCUUUGAUACUCAACUCCAUCGACGAGUGGCCAUCAAAAAAUUGACAAAACCUUUUCUUGCACAGGAGUAUGCCAAGCGAAGCUAUCGGGAAUUACGCAUUCUGGCUCAUAUGAACCACGAAAAUCUGCUCUGCUUGGUUGACGCAUUCUCUCCGCAAGAUAGCUUGGAGACCUUCAGUGACUUGUACUUGGUUACGCCAUUCAUGCAGAUGAAUCUGCGGACCGUUAUGAGUUCCAACGAACUGUCAGAGGAACACGUUCGCUAUCUGGUUUACCAACUAUUUUGUGCACUGAAGUACAUGCAUAGUUGCGGUCUAAUCCAUAGAGAUUUGAAACCUGAAAAUAUUGGCGUAAACGAGGACUGUGAGUUGCGCCUUUUAGAUUUCGGACUGGCCAGGCAACGAGACGAGCAUAUGACAGGCUAUGUCACCACUCGUUGGUAUCGAGCACCUGAAGUUAUUUUGGAAUGGGAGCACUAUGAUCAACAAGUCGACAUAUGGUCUGCCGCCUGUAUUAUGUCGGAACUACGCACGCGCAAAACCCUUUUCCCCGGUCUCAAUUAUAUCGAUCAAAUCCGUCUGAUAAUCUCCUUCUUGGGUACUUCCGAUGAGGAGUAUUCUCAAAAGGCCCAGAAACUAACGAGCGAUUGUGGACCUUUUACUCCGCCAGAUUUCAAUGAACAUUUUUCCGCAUUCUCUAAAGAAGGUAUCGACCUUCUUGGAAAAUUACUUCGUAUCGAUCCGCGUCGGCGGCUUACGGCUGGUGAAGCGCUUGAUCAUCCCUACUUUAUCUCGCUUCGUGAUAAACUAUGUGAAUCGGUUGGUGAACCAUUUGACGAUCCGGUGGAGCAUUUAAUGGAGGUUAGCAUUGAGGAUUGGAAAGGUCAUAUUUGGACGACACUAAUAAAUUUUGUACCAAAACUGGAUUCAUUCAUUUUGGACGAUGCAUGCGGUAAUGGGUCCCGUAGUCGCUGAGGCUUACCAAUCCCACGUUCCGGCGACCUUUCAUCAGCUGCUGUUCUUCCUUAUUCGAACCCGUUGUAUAUGGUUCCCGGCUGUAUUCCUAGAGCUUUCUCCAUCCCCGUUUUGUUGACUUUCUUGGAUGGUUCUUUCGUCUUUUCGUACACUCCCAGUCACUACACUUUUAUCUCUUUUGUUCGAAAUCACACAGGAUUGUUUUACGGUUUCAUUUAUUUUCUGUUGUAUCCACCCCGAACGGUGGAUACCCUCUAUGGGCAAGUGGUGGUCUGUGUAAGCAGUUUUAAUUUAGGACAAUCGAGAAAGCACAGUGUUGACCUAGUUCUUGGGACCUUUUUCAACAAUAUUUAUUUCAGAUGCAACGCAUGUUUUGCGCUUUACAGAAGUUGGUUGUCCUAAUAGUGUGGUGCAUAUGUGAUGGGAAGUAGGCAUUGCAUUUGACGGCAAUUCCAAGGUAGGCCACUAUAUUCAAGAUAACACUUCUUAAGCUUAACGUUUCUCAUUCAUGCCCCCUUUUGGAAAAGUCUCGCACAAGGGAACGGCUAACCACGAAUAAACUCGCGUAAAUAUUAUUUGAAGUUGUUUUGGUCAUCCUAACAU